This is a messenger RNA of Aphidius gifuensis, 1919 nucleotides long. Its product is annotated as dihydrolipoyllysine-residue succinyltransferase component of 2-oxoglutarate dehydrogenase complex, mitochondrial-like. NCBI's taxonomy places the organism in Eukaryota, Metazoa, Arthropoda, Insecta, Hymenoptera, Braconidae. The transcript is spliced from 6 exons. The record is from RefSeq and is a predicted model, not a curated record. Gene Ontology annotation, cellular component: oxoglutarate dehydrogenase complex. Bases 184 to 1617 code for a protein of 477 amino acids. Gene Ontology annotation, molecular function: dihydrolipoyllysine-residue succinyltransferase activity. Gene Ontology annotation, biological process: tricarboxylic acid cycle.
UUAGGUGAAAUAUUUUUUUUUUUUUUUUUUAUUUAUAAUAAUAAAAUCCACCCCGGUCUCGUGUCUCUCUCCCCUUAUCAUCAUUUUUUUUUUAACACAAUUUCUCUCUGUCAUUAAAAAAUAGAGAGAGAAAAAAAUAUACCAUCACUAUUAAAAAUAGUAAAUAGUUUAUAUUAAUUAAGUAUGGCUGGAAUAAUGCUGUCAAAUUGUUCACGAAUAAUACCUCGUGCAUUGACAAGAAUCACAACUUCAUCGCGUGUCAGGGUUGCAAGAUCUCUUCAUCAAGAAGGACGUAUUUUGCGAUUGAGAACAAAAUGUAACAUUACCAAUGAAUUUAAACAAGUUAAUACUCAUCCUUGGAGUAUUCAAACAAGACAAAUUCGUUCAUCUCAAGUAUUAUGGGAAAUGAAGGAUGUUGUUGUUCCUCCAUUUGCUGAUAGUAUCAGUGAGGGUGAUGUGAGGUGGGAAAAAAAAGCUGGUGAUCAAGUUAAAGAAGAUGAUGUUAUUUGUGAGAUCGAAACAGACAAGACCUCAGUACCAGUUCCAGCACCAGGUUCAGGAGUUAUUAAAGAAAUAUUUGUUGAAGAUGGGACAACAGUUAAACCUGGAACAAAGCUAUGCAACAUUGAUAUUGGUGCAACUGGUGGUGCAUCAUCAGAACCAGCAGCUGAAGCUCCAAAAGCUGCUGCUGCUCCACCACCACCACCACCAUCUGCACCAACACCAGCAGCAUCAGCUGCACCAUCACCACCACCACCAGCACAAGCACCUGCAGCACCAUUACCACCUCCAACAAGACCACCUCAAGCAUCACCAACAACAUCAAUGCCAGUUGCAGCAAUAAAACAUGCUCAAUCACUUGAAGGUGCCAAAGUUCAACUUCCUCCAACUGAUUACAGUCGUGAAAUAAUUGGUACAAGAACAGAACAACGUGUUAAAAUGAAUCGUAUGCGCUUGAGAAUUGCUGAACGUCUUAAGGAUGCACAAAAUACAAAUGCAAUGUUAACAACAUUCAAUGAAAUAGACAUGAGUCAUAUUAUGGAUUUUCGUAAAUCUCAUCAAGAUUUAUUUGUUAAAAAAUAUGGUAUUAAAAUGGGUUUUAUGUCACCAUUUAUUGCAGCAAGUUCAUAUGCAUUAAAAGAUCAACCAGUUGUUAAUGCUGUUAUUGAUGGUGGUGAUAUUGUUUAUCGUGAUUAUGUUGAUGUAUCUGUUGCUGUUGCAACACCAAAAGGACUUGUUGUACCAGUUUUACGUAGUGUUGAAAAUAAAAAUUUUGCUGAAAUUGAAAUAGCACUUGCUGCUAUUGGUGAUAAAGCUAGAAAAGGUAAAAUAUCUGUUGAAGAUAUGGAUGGUGGUACAUUUACAAUAAGUAAUGGUGGUGUAUUUGGAUCAUUGAUGGGUACACCAAUUAUUAAUCCACCACAAAGUGCUAUUCUUGGAAUGCAUGGUGUAUUUGAUAGACCAAUUGCUGUCAAAGGACAGGUUGUCAUUCGUCCAAUGAUGUAUGUUGCUUUGACAUACGAUCAUCGAUUGAUUGAUGGACGUGAAGCUGUUGUGUUCCUUAAAAAAAUCAAAGAAGCUGUUGAAGAUCCACGAAUUAUUCUUGCUGGUCUUUAAAUACUUUAUAACAUUUUAAUAAAUCGCAUUGCACGCAAUUUUAACAGCGAUUAUGUACAGCAUAUUUAGUAAUUAUAAAUACUCUCCAACACUUAAAAGUUAUCUAUAUAAUUUUAUCAAUAUAUUCAAUGACGAACUUGAAUUUUUAUUUUCAAAAAAUAACAAACAAAUUUUAUAACUCUUGAAGAGGAUUUUCACAAUUAGUGAGCUAUUUGUUGUACAUAAUAAUUUUCUUAAUAAUUUUGUUGAUUAUAACAAGAUAAUAAAAAAUCAUUAAAAAAUAAUUAUCAAAAAAAAAAAAA